UUAGGUAAUGGAAAAGGUUCUUUAGAGCUUUAUCCUUUGUAGAGUGCUGUUCAACCUGCUAAGUCAUGAAGAGUUAGUAACGAGACAGGCACGGUCUGGUGGUGGUGGUGGUGGUGAGGCGUGCUCUCGGGUAGUUAAACUGCUACUACACUCAUUCUAAUGUCUGUAGCGGCUUGUAAAGGCGGGGGCUUGGCAACGGAAGCAGGGAUGAUACACGGGAGAGUUUGGCGAGUGGUGGAUGGGAUGGCAGUGGUGCGGUACGGCCCCUUGGCACGCUGCCCUGAGCCCUCGGAGGGGCACGCCGUAUAGUCACUUACAGUGCUACCAGUGAUUCGCGGCUGCUCCAUGUGGCAGUGUUGAGUGCCGAGUGGUGCUCCGUCUGGUGUUAAAGAGAUGGGGAAGUGAUGGUGAGUGGUGCUCCUGCCCACAGUGUGGAAAGUAGGGCAUCUGAGGCUCCACGUGUUGAAUAAUCAGUUAAUGGAACCAUGAAUAUAGUGAAACUGCAAACCUUCCAUCUUAUUGUAAGAGAGAGAUAGAAAAAAAAAAAAAACUUAUACGGGAUUUCCAAAAGCUGUGCCGGGUCUUCACGGAAAAAUGUCCUGAAAGUGAUUGAGUGAAGAAUGAAAACGCUCGUUGCUUCGCAAGAUCAUAGCGCCAGUCGAUACUCAGCCUGAUAUUUUUUGCACCGUUAACGAUGUGGUGGUGGGUGUGGUUGGUGAGUGUGGCGGCGGGAGCGGGGAGUGGUGUCCAGGGGUCGCUUCCUCCCUCCAGGAGGUUCAACAUCGGGGGUGUUCUUCAUGACAACGACACGGAGCUCCACUUCACGAAUGCACUCAAGAACAUCAACUUCGACGGUGUCUCCGUGGCUGACCAGACCACGCUGUACGACGUGACGCUGGUACACCGCGGCAGCCCCAUCGCGGCGGCUCUGCACGUGUGUCAGACGGUGAUCGCCCAGGCGGUGUUCGCUGUGGUCGUGGCGAGUUCUUCAGAUGACUCGGUGACGACAGCCUCGGUCUCCUACACCUGCGGCUUCUACCACAUCCCGGUUAUCUGCACACACUCCAGGGACUACAUCUUCUCCGACAAGAACAUCCACGUGUCUCUGCUGCGCACGGUGCCACCCUAUAGCCACCAGGCGGACGUGUGGGUGAGGCUCUUGAAGCUGCUGGGGUACAGGCAGGUCAUCGUGCUGCACUCGACGGACACGGACGGCCGCGCACUCCUCGCCCGCUUCCAGUCCGCCGCCAGACAUAGCGACAACGAGAAGGGAGUCAAGGUGGUAACUGUGAUGGAGUUUUCUCCCGGCCAGGAAUCCUUUGUGAAAGAGCUGACCACCAUCCGCGAGGAGCUGGUGAAGGUCGUCCUGCUUUACGCCAGCGAGGAAGACGCAGAGAUAAUUUUCCACGACGCCAGCUACCUCAACAUGACGAAUGAGAACUACGUGUGGCUGGUGACCGAGCAAGCCCUACGCGCCCGUCUCGUCCCUGUGGGUGCCCUGGGCCUGCAGCUCAAGUACGCCGACGACUACAACGCCCACAUCAUCGACAGUUUGCGAGUGGUGGCCCUGGCACUGCGUCGUCUGCACGAGGCACACGAGGUCAUCCCGGAGCCGCCAAUCAGUUGCGACGACGAGAACAGCUGGGAUGAGACCGGGCGUGAGCUGUUCAGCCUGAUACGGGGGCAAGUAUUGACGGACGGAAGCACGGGGAAGGUGGCAUUUGACGAGCACGGGGAUCGAACCCACGCUGAGUACUCCGUUGUGAACGUGCAGGAACGGCGACAGGACCACCUCGCCUACAGGAUGCCACAGGUCGUCGGGGAGUUCCUUUACGAUGCGGCGAGCGACGAGAUGGUGAUGCAGCUUAACAAGUCCAGCAUCAGGUGGGCGGGAGGACUGACCGAGGCACCCCCUGGCUACUUCCUUCCCAGGCAUCUCAAGGUGCUCACUAUCCGCGAGACGCCCUUCGUGUACGCCGAGGCAGUGAAGGACGAGUCGCAGUGCUCUCUCCACGACGAGGUGUUCUGCCCCAUGCUCACAGGGAAGGAAGGAGAGACGCGUCCGAUGUGCUGCUGGGGUUUCUGCAUCGACUUGCUCCUCACACUGGCUGAAAAGAACGCCUUCAGCUUCAGCCUGUUCCUCGCCCCUGACGGCCAGUACGGGGACCUGGUCGAGGGGCCUGACGGAAGGAACUGGACGGGCAUGAUCGGGCACCUGGCGGGGGACGGGGACGCGGACAUGGCCGUGGCGCCUCUCACCAUCAACCCUCAGCGCUCCCAGGACAUUCACCUCACCAAGCCCUUCAAGUACCAGGGCAUCACCAUCCUCGUCAAGCGGGCCCCCGUCGUGCCCGCGCUGGUGUCGAUCCUGCAGCCUUUCCGAGGGACGCUGUGGCUGCUGCUGAUGGCUACCGUGCAUGUCAUUGCAAUCCUCAUCUGGCUCCUGGACCGCCUCAGCCCCGUCUACAGCGAAGACAAGCAGGAGGGCGAGAGCGAGGCCAUGGCCAUCUCGGAGUCCUUCUGGUUCUCGUGGUCUGUCAUCCUCAAUAGCGGUCUCUCGGAAGGGACGCCGCGUGGCCUGAGUGGGAGGGUCCUUGGCAUCAUCUGGAGCGGCUUCACGAUGAUCAUGGUGGCCUCCUACACAGCUAACCUGGCGGCCUUCCUGGUGCUGGACACGCCCGAGACACCCAUCUCAGGCAUCAACGAUCCCCGGCUUCGGAACCCUGUGGAGAACUUCAGCUUCGCCACGGUGCGCGGGUCUGCGGUGGACAUGUUCUUCCGCCGCAAGACUGAGUGGGCGAACAUGUACCGCGUGAUGGAGGCACAUGACUACCGCACCGUGGACGAGGCGGUGCAGGCGGUGCGCGACGGGCGGCUCCAGGCGUUCAUCUGGGAGAGCUCGAGGCUGGAGUACGAGGCGUCCAUGGACUGCAGCCUGGUGACGGUCGGAGAGCUGUUUGGGCGCUCCGGGUAUGGCAUCGGCCUGAAGAAGGAGUCCCCGUGGUCAGAGAAAAUCACGCUGGACAUCCUGGACCUUCACGAGCGAGGAUACAUGGAGGACUUGGACAAGAAGUGGAUAUGGAAUGAGGGAGAGUCGUGUAACGUGAGCGAUCAGGAAUUCUCUAAGCGCCUGGGACUCAAGAACCUGGAGGGCAUCUUCAUCCUGGUGGCGGGUGGCGUGCUGAGUGGCAUCCCGCUCAUCGUGAUGGAGCUGAUCUACCACCGCUGCAGGAGGCGCUACGAGGCAGCCAGGAGUGACGGGAGCAGCCAGCAGCAGAGGGGCAGUAACUGCCAGGUCAGCGAGGACAGGGAGGGACGAGGAUGCUGCGAAGGCGAGGGAGACGAUAGUUUGAGAAAUCCUUUACUCGCAAAGAAAACAACUGCAGUAGAGAAUAAUGUUGCUGCUAAGCCCCGCAGCAGCCCGGGGCGAGGCGCCACACUGGCAAACUGUGUUACGGACGGCGGUAUCGGGAUAGGGCGGCACCGCUACCCACAUUCCCACGCCCACCAGUGGGACAGCGAGGAGGUGCUGCAGGAGGUGGAGGAGCGACUCUUGGCCAGCCCGCACAUCCCCGAGGAGUGGUGGAUCCUCGCGCCGCCCACCUGCCCCCACUACCGCGACGCCCCUGACCCGUGUUACCUGGAGGAGCCCUGCCACGCCCCCUGUCCCACCCCCUGCCCCGCUCCCUGCCUUGCUGACUGCGAUGGCCCAGUCUGCCUCGACCCUCGGUGCGUGGAGAACCCGGCUAGCAGUGGUAAUGAAGACUGCACACAGUUCCACGUGGACGUUGACCUGCACGUGGCGGAAGCGGGCGUGGAGGCGGGCGAGGCGUGUGUGUUUGGAGGGUGCGAAUGUAAUUCCUCGGGCACUUCCCCAGCGACGCCAGCAGCAGCAGGAGAAGGCAGCAAUGUGUCACGUCCUCCCCACAAGGUUUCUUUAACUACACCAGGAGAACGAAAACAAUAGAGGAGUUGAGGCGCUUGUUUAACCCACACUGAGCUGCUUCGCCGCCUGUCCUUCAAGACUUAUUAACAAACUACAUACGUUAAGUUGGUUGAAGCUUCUGUCCUUACGGCUUCACUCUUCCCUCUUUCCUAAGCCAAUGCUUUAAAUGUCCAUGCUUCUUGACCUGGCUGUGUGCAUUUUACCCAGCUUCUGAAGAGCAUCGGCUGGUGGACUAGAACACUGGGAACUGGCAGGCAACAGCUAGCUAUCUUUGAACAGUUGUUAAUGAAGUAACGAGGCUUCUGUGUUUAUCCAGUGUCUGUGUAUUCGCUGCUCUGUGUAUAAAUAAGAUGCCAUCCAAUCGAAGACACGUGUGUGGAAAGUGCUUAGUGUUCACCGCUUUGUGUUGGUUGGGUGACGUGUGUGAUGCUGGCGCUGUGUUCGUUACAUUGUUUGCGUUGUCGAGAGUUUAGUCUUUGCAAGGGAGAAAGAGGGUGAUUAUUGGAACACCGGAGUGUGGUGAUCUUUCCAGCUACACUCAAGUGGUCGCCUUUGAACGUCUGUCCUUCCAUCGCCAUCCAUCUACACCCAUGUCCAAGUGGGUUAUCUUGUUUUCUGAAGGUGUUGGCGAAAAGACAACUGUUAACCAGCAAUGUGAGUCAGUAGGCAGAAGAGUGAUCCACGACUAAUAUGUGACGGGUGCAAAUCAAGACGGAAUGUAAAACUCGACAGAGAAAUUGUUGUAUCCUGAGCGACAGAGAGCAGCAGUGUUCUGGUAAAGACCCCACUACUACACAGCACCGAAUCUCCACUACUACACAACGCUUAGCUCCCACCACUACACAACACCGAGCAUCAAAAACUGUUGUGAAUGUUAGAGAAGAGUGAACUGGUUAAUAAGAGGAGCAUCUAAGAAGUGAUGCAAAGCGACAGAGUACAAGAAGCUGUGUCGGUUUACUACCGUUGCUCCUCACGGCCACCUUCAGACAGGACCUGUUGGAAGCCACAGAGGGAAAUCUAUCCAAGAUCCAGUUGGUCAGGACGAGUCGGUAGUAGCAGUGUCACUCUAGCUCCUCUGCGGCCUCAGUCCUGCCCGUCCCGACGCUUGCCUCGCUAUAAUCGCCACUGCCAGUACUGUCUCGAGUUAU
Messenger RNA from Scylla paramamosain (green mud crab), 5094 nucleotides. Its product is annotated as glutamate [NMDA] receptor subunit 1-like. The record is from RefSeq and is a predicted model, not a curated record. The transcript is spliced from 24 exons. Gene Ontology annotation, cellular component: plasma membrane; NMDA selective glutamate receptor complex; synapse. Lineage: Eukaryota; Metazoa; Arthropoda; Malacostraca; Decapoda; Portunidae. Gene Ontology annotation, molecular function: NMDA glutamate receptor activity. The coding region runs from base 695 to 3967 and encodes 1090 amino acids. Gene Ontology annotation, biological process: monoatomic ion transport; chemical synaptic transmission; ionotropic glutamate receptor signaling pathway.